UUCUGAGCACUCCAAACAAUCACCGAUUCGCCAACUACUUUGAGGCGCCUGCUCGACGCGAAGAGAGGAAUCCGGUCGAAUGGCGCGGGCCUGGUCGAACGGCAGGUGACGGGUGAGUUGAAAGAGAUGCACAUGCAUUUGAGAAAACGAGGAGGGAAAGUAGCAGCGCGCGAUGACUGACGCAGCAAUUGACAUGUUUCUUUGGCCCAAGACGUCCUCCUGUGGGUCUCAGAGUCUCACAUUAGCAAGAGUCGCGACGAACGGAACAAGGGCAUCGCGACUCGAACAGAGCGAUCGGACGCUACAAACGGGGCGCUCCUGGCAUUGCUGCUAGUAGCAAGAAGCUACUAGCGAUGCAGAAGACUCAGAAGACUAUCAUUGGCGAUUGGCGAUUGGUGGAGAAGACGCCGUGGAGAAACAGCCCGCUGGUCCAUCUUUCAUUUUCUUGGCUGCCAUGUUGGCUGCUUUUGCCUUUGACAAGGCUUGAGCUACGGCUUGAGAGGUUUCUGUUGAAAUCAGCCCAGCAAGCGACUCUUGACUCUUGCCAGUGGUGGUGUUCGCCAGAAUUGUUGCGGAAGAAGGGAGACAUGGUACCUCAGUGCAUCUCAGUGCCCAAGGGCGAUCCGUUUCAGAUGGUCCCUAUUAGUUCCUACAUAGAGAAUGACCACCAGACGGGCCGUUCGAGCCUUGUCAUACCCGGUUCAAUGCCUUUUGUUAAGAAAGAAGCCGUUGGCUUCUGCACCCAUCGGGCAAAAUCGGCGACCGCCUGGUUGGCCCUAGUGCAUCUGCAUUUUCACCACAAGUGACCAGUGUGGCCAUCAGUGUGCUCAAACAGCACCAGCGUAUGGUGCCACAAAGCUAUCCUUUUGUACGACUGACCCACAUAUAGACUUCCAAAUCAAUCACGCCGGCAGAAGCCGACAGAAUUCCUUUUCGCCAGAUGCAACUACGACAGUGGAGCCAGUUGAAAGGCAUCGGCAUUGAUGUAGCCUUAGCCACCUUGACAAGUGACAUGUCCGUCUAAGUCCCACGGCUGUUCUUCCUCAUCGGGGAUUUCAUGAUCUGAGGAGGCUCCUUGAAGCGCUGUUUUAAAAGUUGCUCCACGAGCUUGUAAUUCUAAACGGCUUGGAGUUUUGCCUUUAAGCAAAUUUUUGACAUCAAGACAUAAAUUGCAUGCCAAAGUUUUCAUUCAUCCAUGGCAAAGCCUUUUGUGGCUCUCACGAGCGAUCUGUUGGGGUCACCUGAAGAGUUUAAGAGGUGCUGCUCCGUAAUUUCUUCAUGUCGAUGAGUUGAACGCGCUCAAGCGUUUUGGCAGCUUGCAAUGCUUGAAACACUCGGUUUGAGAAGCUUAUUUGACCAAUCUCAGUUGCUCCAAGACAGGCACGGUACCGCAGAUGUGCCGGAGCAAUAUGUGUAGAGAAAAGCGACCAUGUCUCAUGAUUGUAGAAAUGUUUAUAGACAACUUCCAGAGAAUUAUGGACAGAGUCAACAUCAAUUUUACGAAGAACUCCUAACUAGUUUGUUUGAUGAAAACAGCACCUGACGUUCUAGUUGGUGCUGUAUUUUGGCUCAAGGACUUACAAAGUUUAAUAUCUCGC
Durusdinium trenchii is the source of this 1598-nucleotide messenger RNA. The record is from the annotation of a GenBank genome assembly. NCBI's taxonomy places the organism in Eukaryota, Dinophyceae, Suessiales, Symbiodiniaceae.